This is a messenger RNA of Camelina sativa (false flax), 890 nucleotides long. The record is from RefSeq and is a predicted model, not a curated record. Lineage: Eukaryota; Viridiplantae; Streptophyta; Magnoliopsida; Brassicales; Brassicaceae.
UAUCAACUUCAAUACAACAUUACAACCCAUUAGGGUUUGCAAAAACUGAGAGAAAAUGAACUUCUGCCGCCGCAUUCUGAUGGCUCCCGGUUCUCUUCAUCACCACUUGAAGAAGGUUGUUACUGCUCCUCCUCCUUGGACUGGCAUCCAGAACUAUCGUAUCUGGAAGGUGGCUUGUUCAAGUCCCGCUGCUGCGCCGUUUUCAGCUGGCGUGGAGACCUCUGAAGUUUCUUCUUCAGAGGAUGAUCUAGGCGACGAUCUAUGCGAGGAUGCUUCUUCUUCUGCUGAGCGGGCGAAGGUGCUGAACAGGGAGACCUUUCACAAGCUGAGGCGUCUUACCGUUGAGACCAUAGAUCUCAUCAUAAGGGAGGAAGAGAAGAAGGGCGUUUACGUCACUCAGGAGGAUCUCUUAGAUGGGCGAAGCUUCUUACUAAGUACCGUAAACCUGAAAACGGCCUCGAGAUCUUGCGGUGGAUGGAGAGUAAGAAGAUGAUUUUUUCAACCUACGAGCUAGAACUUUAUGGUGGAUCUUGUUAGCCAGGUGAUAAGCAUAGAAGCGGCUCAAGAGUUGUUCGAUAAAGUAGACCCAAACUUCGACAGAGAUGAUCCUAAAGCCAAGAAUCAGCCUGCUUUCGAGAUGCUCGAGUAUUGGUAUCGUGUUUACUUCGAAAAUUCUCCGUUUAGAAAUGGUGAAAUUGCCGAGGAACAUAGGAUACGGAUGAUGAAGAAGCGUCGUAGAUCUUCUACUCUUUUUUAAUGUUAAUUUCCCCUUAUUAUGUUUUUUUGCUCUGAUCAGCUUCUGUAAUCUCUUUAAUUAUGACCCAUCCAUCUGUGUGUGCCUCUCUAUUAGCUGGUUCAUUCAUAUUAUUACUAGAACUCAGACCCCGGCA